AUGCCUUUCCAAAAGGAGCUCCACCGCUGCCGAAACUGCCUUGGAUUACCAUUCGGUCACGGCAGGGAUAGCGAAUCGCCUCGCAUGUUCCGACCCAAGCUAUUCGAACCGCAAAGUUCUUCCUCCCGCUUAGAUGACAUCAAGAUUUCACCAAAUGGUAUCGGCGGAGAAAAGAGUUUUUCCUUAAGCUCUCUUUAUCAAAACCGAGAUUCGCUUAUCCCUCCCGGUUUUGACCCAAAGUGCAAGAUUCCAGAUAUGCCACCACCUAUCGAGCCGUCGGACGGUGUACUUCCUAAGAGGUUAUUUAAAAAACAUACGGAAAUACCUAUUCUGGGCUCAUCAAUCGGAGUCGUUACUAGAGACGGUCGUGGUAGAAGCCGAAAAGCUUUUGUGCGGACCCCAAAAGAUCGUCCAACCUCUGACCAACAAGGGAAAAGGCUUCGAUCACCGUUGUAUUAUCCGAACGGUGGCUUUUCGAGUGACUAUGUGCCGUUGGAUAAAAGAAGGCGACACGUCCCUUCGCAAUCCUCAUCUUCGACUUUAUCGUCUUCAUCGUCCUCAUCUUCAUCAUCUUCAUCUUCAUCUUCAUCUUCAUCCUCAUCCGGUUCCCCUUCCCCUUCCCCUUCUCCUUCUUCUCCUUUUUCUUCUCCUUCUCGUUCCCAUUCUCGCUCCCAUUCCUCCUCGUCGUCCUCGUCCUCGUCUUCAUCUUCAUCUUCAUCUUCAUCUUCAUCUUCCUCUUCCGCUUCCUCUCUAGCUCCCGCACCCCGUCCUCCGCGGGGUCCUUCAUCGCCGCCACCGGUAUCGAGCAUAUUCAUUCCUGUCAAACCCCCCAGUGCUAAACCCUCUCCGGCUCGACGAGAGUCUCGAACUCCCUCCCCGCGCCCCGAUAGUGACCCGGUUGGUCGGCCUUCUGGGCCGCGACGGCAACACGUAACUAUAGCGCCGGACUCGCGCAAAGCAGCCACGAAAGAACAGCGACGGCCACAUAUCAUCAUAGAACCUAAGGAGCGGGUGGCCGCCCCAAAAAGCCACCCACACAUAACUAUAACUCCUCGCGACGACAACUCGCAUCCACAUGAGCCACCGCGCUCUCCACCCCGCUCUCCAGCCCGCUCUCCAGCCCGCUCUCCAGCCCACUCUCCAACCCGCUCUCCAGCCCACUCUCCAACCCGCUCUCCAACCCGCUCGCCACCCCGCUCGACGUCGCGUUCGACGUCGAGCUCACCUUCGCGUCCACGGGUAGUUGAAAUUGCACCCAAAAAAAAGGUUCAUUUCAUGGAUGAUGACCCGACCCCAAAGCCUCAACCCUUUCGAACACAUGGCCGACCCAAAUUAGGCGCGAAUAAAACCAUAUGCGCCCCUCUUGGUGAUCCCGUACUUCGGGGGACUUACAAGUAUUGGACGAUUAUCAACAUGACCAAGAGCUACAAAGCUCGCAAGGAAGAGUUCGUCUCCAACCUUGGAGGGGGUGAUAUCUGGGAGAUCAAUGCCGUGAUAUUUGUGGCACAGUCCGCCGUGCUGCUCUGGUCUGCCCUCCAGUCCCGGCGGUCUUUCUUCUCUCCCUACCAGGUACCCGCCCUCGUCACCGAUUUCCUUCUCAAUGUCCUCGCCAUCCUUUUCGCGACUACUCUCUACUCUACCGCGCCGAUUCUCCUAAACAUUCUUCUCGUCACACCCGCCAUAUUCAUCCUCUUGGGACGGAAGCGAAACCAACCACCUCAGAAGGCGAAACCACCACCGCAAGUCGUGUCCGCAUCUCCACAUGGCGCUUCCACGAGCGAGCUUGACCCGUUUCCCGUACGGCCGUUCCUCACCGUAUACCGCGGCGGAAUGAUGGUGGUGACGUGCCUUUCUAUUCUGGCCGUUGAUUUUCGCGUAUUUCCACGGAGAUUUGCAAAGGUUGAGAAUUGGGGGACGUCGCUGAUGGAUCUGGGCGUCGGAUCGUUUGUUUUCUCCGGAGGAGUAGUAUCGGCGCGUUCGAUCCUCAAAUCUCGAGACCGGUCGGCGGGAACGUUGCCGCGACGAUUACUUGCUUCCGUACGCCAUUCGAUUCCUUUGUUUAUUCUAGGCUUCGUUCGACUAUUCAGUGUGAAGGAGCUGGACUAUGCGGAACAUGUUACGGAGUAUGGUGUGCAUUGGAAUUUCUUCUUUACUCUGGCUUUUUUACCGCCGUUUGUGGAGCUGUUCCAUGCGCUCACCACGAUUAUUCCAUCUUACGAAGUCCUCUCCCUUGUUGUCAGCGUUGCAUAUCAAGUUUUGCUGGAGUCAACAACGCUGAAAGAGUAUAUCUUGGUUUCUCCGAGAGGGCCGUCUCUCCUUUCAAAGAACCGUGAAGGAAUAUUUUCUUUCAUCGGAUAUCUGGCCAUCUUUCUCUCCGGCCGAGCGACUGGAUUGCGCAUCAUUCCGCGCGAAACUCAGCCAUCCAAAUCCCCCGAUUCUCAGAAGAAGGGCUUAAUUCGAAUGGCAACUUGGACAUCAAUCUGGACGGUCCUGUUCAUGUUUAAUUCCCAUCAUGUCUUUGGCCUUGGAGCGAGUAUUCCAGUUUCUCGACGGCUUGCAAACAUGCCAUAUGUCCUCUGGGUGAUUGCCUUUAACAAUUUUCAGCUGUUUCUCUUUUGGAUAUUAGAAUCUUUAUUUUUUCCAUUGGUCUACAAGGCCGGCGAUCGCAAAACUGAAGCUGAGCGCAGUGACUUCGCUACUAGCAGAAUCUUGAGAGCGUUCAAUAAGAACGGCCUCACUAUCUUCCUGAUUGCGAACCUUCUCACGGGGGCAGUGAAUCUGGGAGUGAAUACCCUGGAUGCGAGUAAGGAAAUAGCCAUUUGUAUUCUAAUUGGGUAUGCGGCAUUGUUGACGGCCAUAUCGUUGGCCUUGGAUUACUGGAAUGUGAAGUUGAAGAUAUGA
Messenger RNA from Uncinocarpus reesii 1704, 2901 nucleotides. RefSeq names its product GPI-anchored wall transfer protein 1. Lineage: Eukaryota; Fungi; Ascomycota; Eurotiomycetes; Onygenales; Onygenaceae. Gene Ontology annotation, cellular component: membrane; endoplasmic reticulum. Gene Ontology annotation, molecular function: glucosaminyl-phosphatidylinositol O-acyltransferase activity. The record is from RefSeq and is a predicted model, not a curated record. The coding region runs from base 1 to 2901 and encodes 966 amino acids. Gene Ontology annotation, biological process: protein localization to plasma membrane; GPI anchor biosynthetic process. The transcript has 3 exons.